UGGCGAUCAUCUUCAUAAUCAAAAGCGUGCAGCUGAGUUGGUGGUGAAUUCUCAUUUCUCAGUCGCAGAGCUUCAGAUCCAGCCCCAAUUCCAGUUUCUGAAUUUCUCCAUCUCGCCCAAUCAGAUGGCACUCGCGAACUGUGCUAGGCGGAAGGCCAACCUUCUAUACAGAAACCUCCCUAUUUCUUACUCUGAUUCCUUCAAUCACUCUUUCUCAUUCGCAUCAUUCUCCAGACGCUUUGCCUCGUCUGGAUCCGAUGAAAACGACGUUGUCGUUAUCGGAGGUGGGCCUGGUGGCUAUGUCGCGGCAAUCAAGGCCGCUCAGCUUGGCCUCAAAACCACCUGUAUUGAAAAGCGUGGGGCUCUUGGCGGAACUUGCCUCAACGUUGGCUGUAUUCCCUCCAAGGCUCUUCUCCACUCCUCCCACAUGUACCAUGAAGCUCAGCAUUCAUUCGCUAGCCAUGGAGUGAAGUUUUCUUCUGUUGAGAUUGAUUUACCAGCCAUGAUGGCACAAAAGGAUAAAGCAGUAGGCAAUCUCACACGUGGUAUUGAAGGUCUUUUUAAGAAGAAUAAAGUGAACUAUGUUAAAGGCUACGGAAAAUUGGUUUCCCCUUCUGAAGUUUCUGUGGACACCAUUGAAGGUGGUAACACGGUGGUGAAAGGAAAAAAUAUAAUAAUUGCAACUGGAUCUGAUGUCAAAUCUUUACCCGGGAUCACCAUUGAUGAACAGAAAAUUGUGUCAUCAACAGGAGCCCUAGCUUUGUCAGAAAUCCCCAAGAAACUUGUUGUAGUUGGAGCUGGAUACAUUGGGCUAGAGAUGGGAUCAGUGUGGGGUCGACUUGGAUCCGAGAUCACAGUUGUUGAGUUUGCCCCUGAGAUAGUCCCAACUAUGGACGGGGAAGUCCGGAAGCAAUUUCAGCGUGCUCUUGAAAAGCAAGGAAUGAAAUUUAUGCUAAAAACUAAGGUGGUUAGAGUUGAUACUUCAGGGGAUGGCGUGAAGCUGACUCUUGAACCGGCAUCUGGUGGUGAACAGACGACACUCGAAGCAGAUGUUGUUCUUGUAUCUGCUGGUAGAACUCCGUUCACUGCUGGACUUGGGCUAGACAAGUUAGGGAUUGAAACUGAUAAGGCAGGGCGGAUUUUGGUAAAUGAAAGAUUUGUUACAAAUGUGGAUGGUGUUUAUGCAAUUGGAGACGUAAUUCCUGGGCCAAUGUUAGCUCACAAGGCUGAAGAGGAUGGGGUUGCCUGCGUGGAGUUCAUAGCUGGGAAGAUCGGCCAUGUUGACUAUGACAAAGUCCCUGGGGUUGUCUAUACACAUCCAGAGGUUGCAUCUGUUGGGAAGACUGAGGAACAGGUAAAGGCACUAGGUGUGGAAUAUCGUGUUGGGAAGUUUCCAUUCUUGGCAAAUAGCAGGGCAAAAGCAAUUGAUGAUGCUGAAGGGGUGGUCAAAAUUUUGGCGGAGAAGGAGACAGACAAGAUACUUGGCGUCCAUAUCAUGGCGCCCAAUGCUGGGGAGCUUAUCCACGAGGCAGUACUGGCCUUACAAUAUGACGCAGCUAGUGAGGAUAUUGCCCGCGUUUGUCAUGCUCAUCCAACGAUGAGUGAGGCAUUGAAGGAGGCUGCCAUGGCAACGUAUGACAAGCCCAUUCACAUCUAGUGGAUCGUCACUUUUUGUUUUGUAUUUUUUCUUUUUUUUCUUUUGACGAGUUGGAAAUUGCUUGUUCGAGACUUUUUUUUCCCCUUUCCCAUCCUGCAUGAAAGCAGAUAAAUCUGCUGCUCUGGUUCUCGCGAAACAAUAAUUUGUAAGAACGGUCGAGUUUCCACAACAGGAAAGGACAGAACAAACUUUUCGUUGUAAUUUACACGCAUAGUGCACCUACACUACACUAGUUUGUGCAAAGCACGUA
Cucurbita maxima (winter squash) is the source of this 1907-nucleotide messenger RNA. RefSeq names its product dihydrolipoyl dehydrogenase, mitochondrial-like. The record is from RefSeq and is a predicted model, not a curated record. Lineage: Eukaryota; Viridiplantae; Streptophyta; Magnoliopsida; Cucurbitales; Cucurbitaceae. Gene Ontology annotation, cellular component: mitochondrion; oxoglutarate dehydrogenase complex. The coding region runs from base 125 to 1657 and encodes 510 amino acids. Gene Ontology annotation, molecular function: dihydrolipoyl dehydrogenase (NADH) activity; flavin adenine dinucleotide binding. The transcript has 2 exons.